Alligator mississippiensis (American alligator) is the source of this 3267-nucleotide messenger RNA. RefSeq names its product protein phosphatase 1 regulatory subunit 8 (gene PPP1R8). Gene Ontology annotation, molecular function: mRNA binding; protein serine/threonine phosphatase inhibitor activity; protein binding. Gene Ontology annotation, cellular component: nuclear speck. NCBI's taxonomy places the organism in Eukaryota, Metazoa, Chordata, Crocodylia, Alligatoridae. Bases 108 to 1169 code for a protein of 353 amino acids. The transcript is spliced from 7 exons. The record is from RefSeq and is a predicted model, not a curated record.
UGCUCUCGCUCUGACGUGUCGCACGAUGCAUCCUGGGAUGGCGCCCGGCGGCGGCGGUCCGCCUGUUUCCCAUCCUGCCCUGGCGCGCUGAAUGGGGCAGACGCAAGAUGGCUGCGAACGCGAACUCGGGUGGCGGCGGCGGCGGGUCGCUGUUCGAGUGCCCGAGCUGGGCAGGAAAACCUCCACCUGGCCUUCAUUUGGAUGUUGUGAAAGGAGACAAACUUAUUGAGAAACUGAUCAUUGAUGAGAAGAAGUAUUAUCUGUUUGGGAGAAACCCUGAUCUGUGCGAUUUUACCAUUGAUCACCAGUCCUGCUCUCGGGUCCAUGCUGCUUUGGUCUAUCACAAACAUCUUAAAAGGGUUUUCCUCAUAGAUCUUAACAGCACACAUGGUACAUUCUUGGGUCAUAUACGUUUGGAACCUCACAAACCCCAGCAGAUUCCCAUUGACUCCACGGUUUCAUUUGGUGCCUCUACACGAGCAUACACUCUACGAGAGAAGCCUCAGACACUGCCAUCAGCAGUUAAAGGAGAUGAGAAGAUGGGCGGUGAAGAUGAGGAGCUCAAAGGCUUGCUGGGCCUGCCAGAGGAAGAGACAGAGCUUGAUAACCUGACAGAGUUUAACACAGCCCAUAACAAGAGAAUUUCAACUCUUACCAUAGAAGAAGGGAACUUGGAUAUCCAGAGACCAAAGAGAAAACGGAAGAACUCAAGAGUGACAUUCAGUGAUGAUGAUGAGAUAAUCAAUCCGGAGGAUGUGGACCCCUCCGUUGGACGUUUCAGAAACAUGGUACAGACAGCAGUAGUCCCAGUUAAGAAAAAACGGAUGGAAAACUCGGGCUCACUGACCACAGAUGAAUCUUCAACACGGCGCAUGCAAAACUUCCCCUACAGUGGAGGAUUAUAUGGUGGCUUACCUCCCACCCACAAUGAGGCAGGUUCCCAGUCACAUGGCGUUCAUGGGACAGCACUGAUUGGAGGCCUGCCAAUGCCGUACCCUAAUCUAGCCCCUGAUGUGGACUUGACUCCCGUUGUGCCAUCAACAGUUAACAUGAACCCUGCCCCGAACCCUGCUGUCUUUAAUCCUGAAGCUGUGAAUGAACCCAAGAAGAAGAAAUAUGCAAAGGAGGCCUGGCCAGGCAAGAAGCCUACCCCUUCUCUACUGAUCUGAGAUGGGCUUCGUUUGGGGGCGGGGGGGUGAUGAACUUGAGAAACUGUUUGUGUGCAGUAUCGUCUUUUUUAAAUUUGUGUCCUAACUGCACGUAAUAUCCAGAACGGAAGGGUGAUUUAUCCCUUAAAGAUCUGUCUUCAGAACAUUUUUUUAUAUGAAUGUAAAAAUAUAUAUCCCACCUACUUUUGAACCAAAUUGUCUAGCAGCCUUUUCUCUUUGCCAUUAAUUUAGGGAUAAACUUCAGAGUCAAUAAGCCUGGUGAGAAUAAAGGAAUAGUGUCAAGUAAUUUAGGCCUCAGACGUUUAACAUGAUCCUGCAAAUGCACAAGACUAGGUGUAGUGCUUAUACUGUGAGUAACUUGACUCCAGUUAUAGUAUUCAUAGUAGUUUGCACUACUUCAGAAGUCAGUGCUUGCAGGGUCAAGCCUAAAUUCAAUACUUAAUCAGGUCAUUAGGAGUAAAUUUAAACAAUUACUAAAUGUAAUAAGUAGAAUAACUUUCAUUUUUACUUUUACAAAACCUUACGACAGGUUUCUGUUUGAGUGCAAACAUUCUCUUGCUGUAUUUGCCAUCUUGAACAUGGGCACAUCUAGUGCCCUCACAAGGACUGGAGAUGUGGACAGAAAAGUAAAACUGAAACAAACUAGACAGUUUUCUUUAAACAUUCUGUUAAACCUGAAAAGCAAAUAGCAAAGAAAUGGCAAAUACCAUUGUUGUAACAGCCGUCAUAACACACAUAAGGACAUAUAUGAACCUUUCAGCACAAGUGAAGUAUCGUUUUUUGUGUUUGUGUCUAUGUCUGGGAGGGGACCCUUUAAACUGACAAUCAUAGAGCAUGAGAGGCAUGACAGAGUUUGUGAAAAAUAGUCAGCAGCAUUGGAUUGUUCUCAUAGUUUCUAUGUCGUCUUAAAUUGCAUAUGGUUUUAGUUAUUAUCUACGUUGUUGUCCUUUUCCUUGUUAAAAAUGGGGGAUGGGUUGGGGAAAAAAAGCUAGCAUAUUUCUAAAGUGAACCCAGUUUUCUGAUGAAAAUUAAGUGCAUCUGAACCAAAUCAGUUUUCCUAGUUUGGGUGUGCGGCACUCCAUGGUUUGAUACGAGUGUUCUUUCAUUUCAAACAAAGUGGGAAUUUUGAGUUGGAUACUCCCGCUAGCCCCACAAAGCCUGGGUUCCCAAAACUAUAUGAAUGCAUUCGUAUAUUAUUUUGUAUUUUAAAUAUUUGUGGCCAGAGUCUUUGUAUCAUUUAGCAUAGCAUAGCUCAAGUACUUACUCAAAGUACUAUUUGGGGAAUUCCUCCAGGUUAUGUGCACUUAAACAUAACUAUCCUCUCCCAGAAGUCCACCAGUGCAGGUAGCUGCUUGGCAAGCUAGUAUUUUGAAAAUGUAACCACCAUCAGAGAGACUGUUCUUUAAUGUAUCCCAUCUGGUUGUACACUCUUGUAUUCUUUUGGACGGCUGUUCCAAAAUCAAUAUGGCUUUUGCUUCUGUAAACUACAGAAUGAAAACUUCUGUCAUGAUAUAUGUAUAAAAAUGAGCUGGUAAUCCAGGAUUGGGUUGAUGUUCCUCUCUGUUCCUCCCUCCCUCUCUCUCUGUUCCUCCCUCUCUGCCCCCACCCUCCUCCCCCCACCCCAAUCCCAUUUGGCUCGGCUAGCCAAACUGGCUCUUGUUCAUCUUCUUUCAUUCCAAGUACUUUACACUUUGCACUUCAGACUAAUUCUUUUAAUUUUCAGCUUUAUUUUUUCCUAGGCUUCAGGACUUCCUCUUUCCUGCCAGUCUGUGUUUUGAAGACAAUUCUUUAGGGUGUAAGUAGUUAGGGCAAGUAAAAAUUGAACAGUACUUUAUUUUUACAAGUGACUUCUUGCAAGAUCUCCCUUGGGAAGGGGAACUUUACUGCUUGUCACUUUGGAAGCUCUUCUCGUCCCUGGGAUUGUACCAGCUCUCAUUAUUUCAGAGCUCUGAAGCCUUUACAGGCCAGUACAGGAUGGGGCCUGACACCAUGAGGUUUGUACAUUUGUGUAAUAGGCCUUUUCAUGCUUUCUGUUUAGCUUUUUACCUGUAACCUUUACUACAUUGUAAAUUAAAUUCAGAUUUUGCCAUUUUGGAAA